CCAAUUUCUUCCCCAGUUGGUUGAUGCAUAACCUCUCCAGUUUAUGGAUUUGGUUAGACUCUAUUUUCUCGUUAGUUUUCACUUCAUCAAGUAUGUAUCCCCUAUAUCUGAUCCAUUAGCAAUAUCUCCUCGCCCAGACGACGCCCAGAAUACCAGAGACGCCAAGCAAGCAAACGAUGAGGCGGAGGACGCCCGGAUCUGCUGGAGACACUCCCUAUAACAGAGCACAUAUCUUCAUUGAAGAAACUCGUUAGAACUGAAGCUAAAUAUUUCUCCAGAAACAUACACACACUUCCAUCAAAAUGGGUUCCUACACUCUACCCGCAAUGCAAACCAGUCCCCAAUUCAUCUUCUUCACCGACUUCGACGGCACAAUUACGCAGAGCGAUUCAAAUGAUUUCCUAACUGACAACCUAGGCUACGGCCAGGAGCUCCGAAAGCAAGGGAACCAAGAUGUCUUGAUGGAUAAGAUGUCCUUCCGAGACUCAUUCCAAUCCAUGAUGGAAAGUGUCAAAACUCCUUACGAUCAAUGCAUAAAGACAUUAUUAGAGAACAUCAAGCUCGAUCCGCAUUUCAAGGAGUUUCAUGAUUGGUGCAGGCAGAAUAAUGUCCCUGUUGUGGUGUUGAGUAGUGGUAUGGAGCCCAUUAUUAGGGCGUUGCUGGUUCAUCUUGUGGGGAAGGAGGCGGAUGAUAUUCAGAUUGUUGCGAAUAAUGUUGCGCCAAGAGAGGGAAAGAGUAUCAACGAGCAGGGGGGCUGGCAGAUUGUGUUCCAUGAUGAUAGUCACUUUGGCCACGACAAGUCAAUUGAGAUCAGACAAUACGCAAAACUUCCUGACAGCAUACGACCAACUAUGUUCUAUGCUGGAGACGGAGUCUCAGAUCUUUCAGCUGCUAAAGAGACAGAUUUGUUGUUUGCAAAGAAGGGACAUGAUCUCGUCACAUAUUGUGUACGUGAAAACGUUCCUUUCACAGAGUUCGAGAGCUGGUUCUCGAUUUUGGCUACUGUGAAGGAUAUCGUUGCCGGGAAGACUACAGUGAAGCAGGUUUCUGCUCAAGGAGUUGAGGACUUCAAGAAAGGAGUCGAAGUGAAACAUUAGAAAUGGUGACGUGUUGCAUAUAGACAUAGACCAAUUGACAGAGAGUUAUCACCAGUUGUUCGUAGUUCCGCAUAUAUCUCUUACGUGCAGAGUUCGCAUGUCGAUGUUACUCGGGCAGAGUAUAGAUUUAGACCGAUUAAAUCCACCCUCUGGAGGCUCCUCAUCAAAGAUACUUGCUCUGCCCUGAUGCCAUGCGAACUAG
Hyaloscypha bicolor E is the source of this 1299-nucleotide messenger RNA. Its product is annotated as phosphoserine phosphatase. The coding region runs from base 303 to 1097 and encodes 264 amino acids. Gene Ontology annotation, molecular function: phosphatase activity. The transcript has 3 exons. NCBI's taxonomy places the organism in Eukaryota, Fungi, Ascomycota, Leotiomycetes, Helotiales, Hyaloscyphaceae. The record is from RefSeq and is a predicted model, not a curated record.